GCUUGUACGCGCGCACUGUGGCACCGGGCCAUUUCUUGAAGAUUCUCAAAGGUCAUCUGAGGAAGCAUGAGGAUCAUCCGGUAUCUUGUGGCUGUGCUUGUACUUUGUCCUGGAAGGGAUGUAGUGGGACUUUCCGAAGAGUCCCGACUGAUCACGGACCUGCUGCAGAACUAUGUAUCCAAAGCGAGGCCGGUGUUGGAGAGCGAAACGGUGGUGACAGUUUCCAUUGACAUCUCACUGGCGCAGAUCAUCCGAGUGGACGCCAAGAACCAGCAGAUUGUUACAAACCUUUGGAUGAGACUGGUGAGUUCAUGAGUUUUUUUAACGUUAAUAAGCAA
Molecule: messenger RNA, 338 nt
Organism: Branchiostoma floridae (Florida lancelet)
Lineage: Eukaryota; Metazoa; Chordata; Leptocardii; Amphioxiformes; Branchiostomatidae
Product: acetylcholine receptor subunit alpha-type acr-16-like
Exons: 4
Coding region: 67-315 (82 amino acids)
Biological process (GO): monoatomic ion transport
Cellular component (GO): membrane
Molecular function (GO): extracellular ligand-gated monoatomic ion channel activity
Source: RefSeq, a predicted model, not a curated record